Messenger RNA from Apodemus sylvaticus (European woodmouse), 1407 nucleotides. Its product is annotated as stabilizer of axonemal microtubules 1. The record is from RefSeq and is a predicted model, not a curated record. The transcript has a single exon. NCBI's taxonomy places the organism in Eukaryota, Metazoa, Chordata, Mammalia, Rodentia, Muridae. Gene Ontology annotation, molecular function: microtubule binding. Gene Ontology annotation, cellular component: sperm flagellum; ciliary basal body; axonemal microtubule. Bases 1 to 1407 code for a protein of 468 amino acids. Gene Ontology annotation, biological process: microtubule anchoring.
AUGGCUCUCGUGAAUAGAAAGUGCAUCUGUGACCUUUGCUCCUGCGGGAGGCAUCACUGCCCACAUCUCCCUACCAAGAUUUAUGAGAAGACAGAGAAACCAUGCUUUUUCUCCGAAUACACCGAGAAGUAUCCUACCUAUCAUUCUUACACGCCCCGAGAGUCCUUCAAACCCAAGGUGGAGUACCAGAAAGUAGCUAUACCAAUGGAAGGCCUGUCCACAACAAAGAGAGACUAUGGAGCUUACAACAUAGUGCCGGUGAAACACCAUCUUCCCGAGAAGGUCACUCCAAUUCAAGACGAAAUGGAUUUCCUCACAACCUAUAAUCAACACUACAACUACUGCCCUGCCAGUCGAGUGAACCCCAUCAAACCUCGAGACAACAGACAUCAGUGUAAUGACAAAAUGGAGUGUGUGCCUACGUACAAAGCUGAUUAUUUACCUUGGAACCAACAGAAAAGAUCUUUGAUUCGUCCACCGCAAUCAUACCGUCCUGCGUCCUGUAGGUUUGAUCAUAGAACCACACACCAGGACGAUUAUCCCAUAAAAAAUCCUGUGGAUACUGUGAGUUACAAACCUCCACCUGGGCCCAAGCUCUGCAACCUCCCCCUGGAGAGUAUGACAAGCUACAGAUCGAGCUAUGUGGCCCAUCCUGUGGAGAAGCGGUGUGUGCAUGAGGGAGAGAAGUACAGACCAUGUGAAAUUCCUUUUGAUGGCCUUACCACCCACAGAGAUUCCUACAAGGGUUUGAUGGGGGAACCUGCCAAGAGCUGGAAACCUGCACCAAAUCACCCUGGGUUAGAAAUACCUUUUGCAUCCAACACUGAAUUUCGAGAAAAAUUUCAAGCUUGGCCAACACCCAAGAUUAUCCCCAAAGAGCCCAUUCCCUACAUCCCUCCCGAAGGGAAGAUGGAUCUUCUGACAACUGUGCAAGCCGACUACAAGUACCCCAAUGGGGGUGCUCCUGCUCAGUCCUGCCGUCCAGGUCCAGUCAUCCAUAUGAAGAAGAGUGACAAAUUUGAAAGCACCACCACCAACAGAGAGGAUUACAAACACUGGGCCAACAACCGCCGAGAGCCAGUCAAACCUGCUCCCCAGCUGAAAUUCCCCGAAGAACCUAUGGAUUACAUGACCACCAAUCGUGCCCACUAUGUGCCUCAUGCACCAGUCAAUACCAAAAGCUGCAAGCCAACCUGGUCUGGCCCUCGAGUAAACAUCCCCUUAGAAGGUCAGACCACCUAUUCUACCAGUUUCACUCCUAAGGAAAUUCAAAGGUGCCCAGCUUCAUACUCGGAACCCCCUGGCUACAUCUUUGACGAGGUGGAUGCUGUAGGGCACAGGAUGUACAGGCCAGCUUCCCAUGCAGCUUCUGGAGAGAGCAACCAUCUUGGCUUUGGUGAUGCAUAA